UUCUAAUUCUAAUUCAAAUCUUCACCUUUUUACUGUUUUUCUUAUAAUCUUCAUUUUUCAGUGUUCGUCAAUGAUUGUAAAUGAUAUUAUAUGAUCUUCGUCGCCGGAAUUGUGUUGUAGAGUAUGACUUGAAGUUCGAAUUGGUUUUCUUAUUUUGUCGGUUUUCAUUGUCGAUGAUUGAUUUUUUAUCUGUUGUAAAAUGUGUUGUUGUUGUAAUCAAAUUCUGUUCGGAUUGUAGAUGAUAUAUUUUGAUCUUCGUUGUCGGAAUUUUAUUGCAGGAAUGCCCUAUUGGUCAAAACUAAAAUAGGCAAAUGGCAGAUACAAAGGGAAGUUCUUCAAGCUCACAGAUGCUGGAGAAGUUAGCUAAUUGUGAGCAUUUACAGUUAUUGAAAAGUCAAUGCCCUUAUAGCGUUACUGGAACAGUGGCAAUUGCUGUGAUAAUACCUCUAUUGCUUUCGAUCUUAUGGGUGGGCAGGAAGAAAGUUAAGCAAAGAGGAGUUCCGGUGCAUGUUGGCGGUGAAGAAGGUUUGACUAUGCGCAAUGGGAAAUUUAAGGAGUUGGUAGAGGUUCCUUGGGAAGGGGCCUCAACUGUGGCCGCUCUCUUUGAGCAAGCUUGUAAGAAACAUGGAAAUCAUCCUUUUCUUGGAACUAGGAAACUAGUAGAUAAAGAGUUUAUACAAGCCAGUGAUGGAAGGAAGUUUGAAAAGGUGCAUUUAGGUGAAUACCAAUGGGAAACAUAUGGGAAGGUUUUCAAUCGUGCUUGCAAUUUUGCUGCUGGACUUGUCAAACUAGGUCAUGAUAUCGAUACACGUGUGGCUAUUUUCUCUGAAACAAGGGCCGAGUGGUUUAUUGCAUUGCAGGGAUGCUUGCGACAGAGUAUUACAGUUGUCACCAUCUAUGCCUCUUUAGGUGAGGAUGCAUUGAUCCACUCCCUUAAUGAGACUCAAGUGUCGACCUUGAUAUGUGAUUCGAAGCAAUUCAAGAAGGCAGCUUCUAUACUUUCAAAAUUGGAAACAAUUAAAAAUAUCAUCUAUUUUGAGGAAGAUGGAGAGUCAAAUGAUUUUGGCAUCUCUGGUGAUAUGGGUAACGUAGAAGCAGCAUCUUUUCAUGAUGUUGAAAAACUUGGAAAGGAUAACCCUUCGGAUCCUAGACUACCAGAGAAGGAUGAUAUUGCUGUUGUUAUGUAUACAAGUGGAAGCACAGGGUUGCCUAAGGGAGUUAUGAUGACUCAUGGAAACAUAGUAGCUACUGCAGCAGCUGUCAUUACUGUGGUGCCUGGUCUUGGAAGGGAUGAUGUCUACUUAGCAUAUCUGCCUCUAGCUCAUGUUUUGGAAUUGGAAGCUGAGACUGUGAUGUUAGCUGCAGGUGCUGCAAUUGGCUAUGGCACAACAUUGACAUUAACUGAUACAUCAAACAAAAUAAAGAAAGGAACCAAGGGUGAUGUGUCUGUAUUGCAGCCCACCCUCAUGGCAGCAGUGCCAGCCAUUAUAGACCGUGUUCGUGAUGGGGUUCUCAAAAAGGUUGAAGAGAAGGGGGGUUUUGUUAAAAAGCUUUUCAAUGUUGCCUAUAAACGUCGAUUGGCUGCUGUAGAAGGAAGUUGGUUUGGUGCUUGGGGCCCGGAGAAAUUUUUGUGGGAUGUGAUGGUUUUUAAAAAAAUUCAAUCUGUUCUUGGUGGACGUAUUCGUUUUAUGUUGUGUGGUGGAGCUCCAUUAUCCGGAGAGUCGCAGCGUUUUAUCAACAUUUGCAUGGGGGCUCCGAUUGGACAAGGAUACGGUUUGACAGAGACCUGUGCUGGUGCAGCUUUCACCGAGUGGGAUGACGUUACUGUUGGCCGUGUUGGUCCUCCUCUUCCUUGUUGCUACAUUAAGCUUGUUUCCUGGGAAGAAGGUGGAUAUACAACAUUAGACAAACCAAUGCCAAGAGGCGAGAUUGUUAUUGGUGGACAGAGUGUGACAGUUGGUUAUUUCAGAAAUGAAGAUAAAACUAAAGAAGUCUACAAGGUUGAUGAAAGAGGGAUGCGCUGGUUUUACACAGGUGAUAUUGGGCAAUUUCAUGCAGAUGGAUGCCUUGAAAUCAUUGAUAGAAAGAAAGAUAUUGUAAAGCUUCAACAUGGAGAAUAUAUCUCUCUAGGCAAGGUUGAAGCAGCCCUGAUGUCGAGUAAUUAUGUAGACAAUAUUAUGUUAUAUGCAGACCCAUUCCAUAGUUAUUGUGUAGCUCUUGUUGUUCCUUCCCAUUCAGAACUACAGAAAUGGGCACAAGAAUCUGGCAUUCAGUACACAAGUUUGACUGAGCUGUGCGACAAACCUGAAGUAAUUAAGGAAGUCCAAGCAUCUCUGUCAAAGAUCGGAAAGGUUGCAAAGCUGGACAAGUUCGAAAUUCCUGCAAAAAUUAAAUUGAUACCAGAUCCAUGGACACCCGAGUCAGGACUAGUCACAGCUGCCCUUAAGUUGAAGAGGGAGCAGCUUAAAGCCAAGUUCAAGGAUGAGCUCAAUAAAUUAUACGCAUAAUAAUCAUGCUUACUAGACCAGUGCAACAGGGCGAAUACAAAUAGUGCCGUGCUGAAAUAAAAAUGGGUCGUCUUAUCCCUUGACGAAUGCUUACUUUGAUUUACUUGAUACUGAUUUUUUUCUCCGAACGAACUGCUGUGUAAUAUAUAUGGCUCAAUGCUGAAUCUUUUUGUGCUGGUAGAAGACUGUACAGAGCUGUUUGAUUUUCAACUCCUGUCAUUGUCUUGUACCUUCUCUGUUGAGCUUAGGUACCUUUUCUUUGUUCUUUAGAGUGAGCUAAGGUACUGUUGAUGGAUAGUACAACUCACGUGUUUUUUGCUAUUGAAUUCAAUUUCUUACUAGGCUACUAGUUCUUUAUCCCAA
Messenger RNA from Amaranthus tricolor (Joseph's coat), 2870 nucleotides. Its product is annotated as long chain acyl-CoA synthetase 8. Gene Ontology annotation, molecular function: long-chain fatty acid-CoA ligase activity. Gene Ontology annotation, cellular component: membrane; endoplasmic reticulum. The record is from RefSeq and is a predicted model, not a curated record. The transcript is spliced from 12 exons. Lineage: Eukaryota; Viridiplantae; Streptophyta; Magnoliopsida; Caryophyllales; Amaranthaceae. Bases 312 to 2507 code for a protein of 731 amino acids.